Drosophila mojavensis is the source of this 679-nucleotide messenger RNA. RefSeq lists its product as uncharacterized. The record is from RefSeq and is a predicted model, not a curated record. The transcript is spliced from 3 exons. The coding region runs from base 110 to 577 and encodes 155 amino acids. Lineage: Eukaryota; Metazoa; Arthropoda; Insecta; Diptera; Drosophilidae.
UCAGGAACAUUUGAUUAGUAUCAAUGGAAAAACAAUACAAUUCAUAGAUUUUUAGUCAGUCUAAAUUAUUUUGUAUGUAUUUUUAGUUUUUAAAUUUUUAAAUUUUAAGAUGGGUGUAUUUCGAAUUGGGUUUUUUAAUCUUUUUAUAUAUUUCUGCUGUGCAUUUCUAUAUUCAGUUCCAAAUGUAAGCGGCCAAAAUAAUAUGUGUUUCAAUUGCACCGAUUUGAUGGACUGCCGAGCUUCCAAGCAUUAUCUAAAGUACGGACAUAAAGAGGAUACGGGCAAGGUAGUUCGAAAGAAACCAGGUGAUGCAUCUGACCCAUUGAUAAGUAAAUGUCUAGAUGACGGCUAUACAAUAAAAGAGACACUAAAGGGUACUAUAUGCUCUGGCAGCCCAGAUGGCUUUUGUCACGCAAUUGGUGAGGCCACUACUAAUUUCUCCAUUUCUUACUCACAUUGCGGAAAUUGCUAUAUCGAAUGUGAUUGCUACAACCAAGAGAGUGGCAAUGGAACUGGAAGAGAAGGCCCUAUAAUUUUAACAAUGAUUCUGGCGGCUUUUUACACUCUGAUACAAUAGAAUUUUAAACAGCAAAUUAAGGAGUCUAUAUGGCUAUUCUUCCAUCUACAUAUAUAUUCUAUUUGAUACUAAAUACGUAACUGAAUGCUAUUUCGCGCUAAA